AUGGAGCGCGAAUCGAAGCGCAAAGCCGCAACGGCCGCGACGCCCGAAACCGAGGGUCGCGCAUCCAAAAGACAGAAGCUGCCGGACGACGACAAUGGCGACAAGGAGACGCCAGAGACGACUUUCGUCAAGGGAAUGAAGUUCCUCGAGACCAUGAAGGCGGCGAAGGAUAAGACCGGCCGCCCCAUUGCGACCAGCUUUCUCGAUCUUCCCGACAAGGAUACCAUUCCCGAGUACUACCAAGAGAUCAAGCUACCCAUCGCUUUCAGCACCAUUGAGGCCAAGCUGCAAGCUAGAGAAUACUCGACUCUUGCCGCUGUCGAGAGCGAUGUUAAGCGCAUGGUCAACAAUGCGAAGCAGUUCAACGACAAGAACUCCGCCAUAUACGCCGACGCCGAACGCGUGCGCAAGACAGCCUCCAAUUUCAUGACCAAGAACAACCCGGCCUAUAGGACUCCAGGAUACUCGGCGGUUGCUACGCCCAUCCCAGGCGAAGAGGCAAAUGGCGUCCCUAGCAGCGUCACUCGCCAACUCAGUGAGCGCCCGAAACGCAACGCCGCCGUUGCUCAGAUUGCAACCCAGAGCGUCCAGGCCACGCCGUCAAGAACGCGCAAGUCGGAGAGGCACCCGACGCCACGGCAAGAACAGACUCCGGGCCAGGAAACAGACUUUCGAGGCAAAACCUUCCAGGAGGCUCAGGAGGCGCUUAUCCAAGAAUUCAUUCACUACGCUGACCCUGAGGAGGGCCUUCAAAUAUAUCAACCCUUUGUCAACCUUCCGAAUCGCAGUUUGAAGGAAUAUUACGCUACGAUCAACACGCCCAUGUCCCUCAACCAAGUCUUGAAAAGGAUCCGGGGCUGGAUCAAUCGCGAACAUGGCUUCAGCGGAACGAGUGAUUUCAAAAACUGGCAGCAACUUGAGGAAUGCGCCCGCCUCAUUUGGGAGAACGCCCGGGAGUUCAACGAGGACGGUAGUGACAUGUAUAACUUGGCCGGCGAAUUCGAGGAACACUUCAAGCGCCGGCUAGCGGACGCGAUGGAGAAGGUGCCGGCGCCGAAACAGACGAUCAAGCUUACCAUGGGCUCGCAACAACAGCAAUCUCAGCAACAGAAGCCGUCCGGUAUCAAGCUGCGUCUAGGCGGAAACAAGAACAGCCCUGCGCCAAACGCCUCGACACCCGGAACUCCGGGUGCACGUAGUUCAAGCACACCAGGCGUCAUUGUUGACAAUGAUGCGCUAGAACGACAGCAAAAGCAUGUCCAAGCCGGGAUGAAUGGGCAGAGGCCACCAUCGUCAGGAGGACCUGGAGUUAGCACCACGCGCAGCGGAUCAGCCGCAUCACCUGCACCUAACGGGGUGAAAAGUGAGAAUCAAGCAGGCCAGUCGCCCGCCCUCGACAGCAUACGCCCUUCCAGUGCGGUGCCCGACUCACGGCCGGGAGCUUCUUCGCAGCCUCCAGGUAACUCAGCGGCUCCGCCUGGUGCUUCUCGUCCGGCGAGUGGAAGCCCAUACACCAACGGGCACGUAGCCAUGGCUCAUCCAUCGGCUCACUCGCUGAACGGGUUCGACAACAAGCACCGCCAGCCUGGAUCCAAUAUGGCCGACGCCCUCCUCCCCAAUGUCGCUAUUCACAGCCAUCCAGCUCUGAAGCUCAGUCGACCAUUCAAGUUCAACAUUCCGGCGUCGCAAACACUGUCACAACAAUCCAUCACGAUUUCUCUUCCAGGGUCGCAUUCGUCGAUCCAGAUCAAGCCGUUUGUUCCGGUGGCUCAAACGCAACGGCCUUGGCGGCUUUUUGUCACUGUCAACAACACGCGCAUCUCGGAAGUGUACCAGCCGCCGACGCAGCAGCAGGCCAAUUCAAGUGGUUCGCCGGAGAAGCCGCAGCAGCAGGCACGCGAGAAGGGGCACCCGCUCUUUGAAGCCAGGCUGCAGCCUGGUGUCAACCGGAUUGACAUAGAAGUGGUUGCGGGAACGGCACCGAUGCAGGUUCGUGGACAGCCGCCGCCGAAAGAGCGGGAUGCGGUCGAAAUGGAGAAGUGCACGGUCUUUGUGAACCUGAUGAGGGCAUAA
Messenger RNA from Lasiodiplodia theobromae, 2073 nucleotides. RefSeq names its product Bromodomain containing protein. Gene Ontology annotation, molecular function: protein binding. Bases 1 to 2073 code for a protein of 690 amino acids. Gene Ontology annotation, biological process: chromatin remodeling. The record is from RefSeq and is a predicted model, not a curated record. The transcript has 9 exons. Gene Ontology annotation, cellular component: RSC-type complex. NCBI's taxonomy places the organism in Eukaryota, Fungi, Ascomycota, Dothideomycetes, Botryosphaeriales, Botryosphaeriaceae.